Messenger RNA from Anopheles moucheti, 3892 nucleotides. It is a transcript of the gene Nmdar1, whose product is annotated as glutamate [NMDA] receptor subunit 1. NCBI's taxonomy places the organism in Eukaryota, Metazoa, Arthropoda, Insecta, Diptera, Culicidae. Gene Ontology annotation, cellular component: synapse; neuron projection; NMDA selective glutamate receptor complex. The transcript has 12 exons. The record is from RefSeq and is a predicted model, not a curated record. Gene Ontology annotation, molecular function: NMDA glutamate receptor activity. Gene Ontology annotation, biological process: chemical synaptic transmission; regulation of membrane potential; monoatomic ion transport. The coding region runs from base 1 to 2901 and encodes 966 amino acids.
AUGAAGUUAACACGAAUGCUGCCCGCGUCCUGUUUGCUGCUGAGCCUGAUGAUACCGCAGGCUCUGCUCGCCCAGAAACCCACCGGCAGCGAAAGUCCUUCCUACUACAACAUCGGGGGUGUGCUGAGCAAUAACGAGAGUGAAUCACACUUCGGUACCGUGAUUGCGCAUCUGAACUUUGACCAACAGUAUGUUCCACGCGGUACCACCUACUACGAUAAGACGAUUCGGAUCGAUAAAAAUCCCAUCAAAACAGCGCUCAAUGUUUGUAAACACCUGAUAUCCCGAAGGGUAUAUGCGGUAGUGGUAUCGCACGAACCGACUGGCGAUCUGUCCCCAGCGGCCGUCAGCUACACCAGCGGAUUCUACCAAAUUCCCGUCAUCGGGAUCUCGUCGCGUGAGGCAGCCUUCUCUGAUAAGAACAUUCACGUGUCGUUCCUACGUACGGUGCCUCCAUAUUACCACCAGGCGGACGUUUGGUUGGAAAUUUUGAGUCACUUCGGCUACACGAAGGUUAUCAUCAUCCACAGCUCCGAUACGGAUGGACGGGCCGUACUGGGCCGCUUCCAGACGACAUCGCAGACAAACUAUGACGACAUCGAUGUUCGGGCGACGGUUGAAUCGAUCGUCGAAUUUGAACCAAAAUUGGAUAGCUUUAGCUCCUAUCUUAUGGACAUGAAAACAGCACAAUCGCGUGUAUAUUUGCUUUAUGCGAGCCAAGAGGAUGCGUAUGUAAUUUUCCGUGACGCUGCCAUCCACAACAUGACCGAGUACGGGCACAUUUGGAUCGUCACUGAACAGGCGCUCAGUGCAAACAACACUCCAACCGGUAUCAUCGGAUUGAAGCUCAAUAAUGCAGAAAACGAAACAGAUCACAUAAAGGAUGCUAUUUACAUACUGGCAUCGGCAAUCAAGGAAAUGACGGUGAACGAAACCAUCACCGAAGCACCGAAGGAUUGUGACGAUUCCGGAGCCAUCUGGGAGUCGGGCAAGCGAUUGUUUGGAUACUUGAAGACGAGAAACAUCCGCGGCGAAACGGGGCAGGUAGCGUUCGACGAUAACGGUGACCGUAUGUACGCGGAGUACGACGUUAUCAAUGUGCACGAGAACCAUUCAUUCGUAAAAGUUGGAAGCUUCCACUAUGAUUCGGAGAAGCGUAAGAUGCGUCUCAAGAUAAAUGACAGCAGCAUAACGUGGCCGGGAAAUACGGGUAAGAAGCCGGAAGGUAUUAUGAUACCGACACACCUGAAGGUGCUGACGAUCGAGGAGAAACCGUUCGUGUACGCACGCAAGCUGCUGGACGACGAAAUUGACUGUGCGGAUGAUGAGGUGGUAUGUCCGCAUUUCAACAUUACCAAUGGCAACGAACAAGAAUAUUGCUGCAAAGGUUAUUGUAUCGAUCUGCUGAAAGCACUCGCCCAGCGGAUCAACUUUACGUACGAUUUGGCACUGUCUCCCGAUGGUCAGUUUGGUCAUUAUCAGCUGAAAAACCAUACCACCGGCAUCGGUACCACCGUGAAGAAGGAAUGGAAUGGACUGAUCGGGGAGCUGGUUGCGGAACGGGCCGAUCUGAUCGUGGCACCGCUCACGAUCAAUCCCGAGCGUGCGGAGUUUAUCGAGUUUUCCAAACCGUUCAAAUACCAGGGCAUUACGAUCCUGGAGAAGAAACCGUCCCGCUCCAGUACGCUCGUUUCCUUCCUGCAACCGUUCAGCAACACGCUCUGGAUACUUGUGAUGGUGUCGGUGCAUGUGGUCGCGCUCGUCCUGUACCUGUUGGAUCGUUUUUCCCCGUUCGGACGGUUCAAGCUGUCUAGCAAUGAUGGAACGGAGGAGGACGCACUUAACCUCAGCUCCGCGAUCUGGUUCGCUUGGGGCGUACUGUUGAACAGUGGCAUUGGUGAAGGCACUCCGAGAAGCUUCUCGGCUCGUGUGCUUGGUAUGGUGUGGGCCGGUUUUGCCAUGAUAAUUGUCGCCUCGUAUACUGCUAACCUGGCCGCUUUCCUCGUGUUGGAGCGACCCAAAACCAAGCUGACCGGUAUCAACGAUGCGAGGUUGCGCAACACGAUGGAGAAUCUUACCUGUGCCACGGUGAAGGGUUCCUCGGUGGAUAUGUACUUCCGGCGGCAGGUAGAGCUGUCCAACAUGUACCGUACGAUGGAGGCCAAUAAUUAUGAUACCGCCGAACAAGCAAUUCAGGAUGUGAAGGAUGGCAAGCUUAUGGCAUUUAUUUGGGAUUCAUCGCGGCUCGAGUAUGAAGCAUCGAAGGACUGCGAACUCGUCACGGCGGGUGAGCUGUUCGGCCGCAGCGGCUACGGCGUGGGAUUGCAGAAAGCGUCCCCUUGGACGGAUGCGGUAACAUUAGCAAUAUUAGACUUCCACGAGAGUGGUUUCAUGGAGUCGCUCGACAAGGAAUGGAUCUUCCACGGGAACGUGCAGCAGUGUGAACAGUUCGAGAAGACGCCCAACACACUCGGGCUGAAGAAUAUGGCCGGUGUGUUCAUUCUGGUUGGUGCGGGUAUCGUCGGCGGCAUCGGGCUAAUCAUCAUCGAGGUGGUCUACAAAAAGCACCAAAUAAAGAAGCAGAAAAAGAUGGAAAUUGCACGCCAUGCAGCGGACAAGUGGCGCGGCACUAUCGAGAAACGAAAAACAUUACGUGCUUCCCUGGCGAUGCAACGGCAGUACAACGUGGGUUUGAACUCGGUGUCGAAGUCCGUUUCGUCGAGCCAGAAUGCCGAGAAAACGACCCGCUACCCAAUACUGCCGCCGCUUCCGCGCACACCGGAACGGGCAUGGCCGAAGGACAAGGAGUACAUCGUGAACCGGAAGAACAAUAGUGCCGGCAAACCUCCGCCGCGCUAUAUGCCCACUUACGCAACCGAUGUGUCUCAUUUGAUAGUUUAAACAAAACAAAACAAAAAACAAACAAAUUAUCGGAGGGAACUUUGAAUAGGGUCGGAACCGUAUCCAUCCACCCCACCGGUCUCCAAAUUGCGCCUAAUGAUGAGUGUAGCCAAACACUUUAACUAACCGUUAAGUAAUCGUUGAGUCGGGAAGGAAAAAAGGAAGCUAACCGAAGAAAACUCCAAUUCCGUGUGCGUGUUGUUCAAUACAGGUAAUUGUUUACAUUCGUUAGAUAAGUAUACACUUUUAACAACACUCUGCAAACAAAAAAGACAAUUCUUCCGCCUGUAUUGAUGAAGGAUUCGCGCCGGAUACGCGGCGGGGUAGUGCGUGUGUGUGCGUGUGCAUGUGUGAGUACAAUCAGUUUUAUGGUUUCCAUGUUUCGCAACCGCGUUCUAAGCAUCGUUUUUGAAUUUGGUACACCGUUGUCGUACAUCCACUUAUAGCCGCCGAACCGAGUGCAUUUGUAUCAGGUGCUAGUGAGUUAACUAAAAAGGACAAACAAACAAACAAAAAAAAACACACACACACACAAACAUAUAACUUGUUUCGUCUCCAAGAGACAAUUUGUUUAAGCAGCGCUCGAGCAUGUGUUAACCUUUAACUGCCACACUUUCGUUUUCGUUGUUGUGUCGAGUUUUGAGAUAUAUUUUUGUGAACCAAAGAAACGAAAGAAUUAAGGACGAACCGCUCAAACCGGUGCACCGUAUCGUCCUGCAUAACAGUAGUUGAUAGCCUAACGUCUCCCAACAAAAAAGAGAACAGUACUAGCCAAAAAAGGAAAAAAGAAAGUAAUUUUAUCACUGUUAGUUGUUAACAAACGGAUGGGACGACAAAACCAAAAACCAAAAAACAAAAAAGAAAUUAACCAUGCUCAGUCAUUUGCACAAGACGUAAUGCCAAACAAAACAAAAAAAAAAAACAACCAGAACAGAGUAGCUAAACGUACAUUAAACUAAAGGAAUAGAUGAUAAAAGUCUAUGUUUAAAAU